This is a messenger RNA of Nezara viridula (southern green stink bug), 3372 nucleotides long. The record is from the annotation of a GenBank genome assembly. NCBI's taxonomy places the organism in Eukaryota, Metazoa, Arthropoda, Insecta, Hemiptera, Pentatomidae.
AUGGGGUUUUGUAUUAUGUGGAAAGUAUUAGUUGGUGUUUCUUGUUUAUUUUUCGUUGUAUUUGCUCCAUUUUGGCUCACCGCAUGCCUCGUUAUAACGUCCAUUACGCAGUUGAUUUCGAGCUCUGGGCAAUCCAAUAAUGGAUCACAACGUCAGAAUGAUACUCCUCAAGAAUGUGAGGAGUUCAGGGACAUUGAUGAUGUGAAAAAGGCCAAGAGUGGAAGCUCUAGAUUCAGCGAGAAGCUGGGUCAGCUGGAGGUAGCCGCUGAGGGCUGGAAGGCCCGUGUGACCGCUCCUGAUUCGCACCAAUUCUCAGUCGCUGGGAAGAUGGGGACAGUCAGCACUCCUCAGCCUGCCCUUGGUGGAGCCAAUCGCACCCCGGCUCCACAAGUCUUCACCCAGUCCCCAGCUUCCAUGUCUACCCCUUCUGUACCUGACAGUCUAGCAGCUCUGAUGAAGAGGAGCAUAUCGGUACCGGAAGGGAAAGAAAAUGAGCCAGCUGGAGAUGCACCGAUAGUGCAGGUACCAGAACCCUACGAUGAGGAUUUCUCUUCAUUCUUCCUCAGCCCAAAUCUCGAGAGGUUGGCUUCAUCAGGUGAUGUCGAUUCCUUUGAUCUUGAACAUAUCUCCUCAAGUACCUCACACUUAUCUGUAGUAAAAAGAAAUGUCCGGAUCACAAGAAAGCACCGAUCUACAAAUCCUCUAAAAGCCCUUGCCCAGCGCUCUGACCUCAGGACAGAAUACGUUGAGGUCAAAUCAGGAGUUGCAGACCGUGAAAUCCGACGGAUGAACAUUGAGAAAUUGUCAAAGAACUCUAAUAUGGCUGUGGAGGCCCUGGCAGGACUUGCCUCGAAGGAAGAUAUUGGAGGAGUUUUUCUAAAAAAAGCAGACGCACCCUCAGCCCUGACAGCUCAGUGGACUCAUCCAUUGCUACUUAGAGUAAAGGGCAGGCGCCAUCCUAUAACAUCAGUUGUCAAACCAGUAUAUACCAGUGUCAAUCAAGGAGACUCCUUCAUCUUGGUCACCAAAGACCAGGUGUUCCAUUGGAUUGGAGAAUAUUGUAGUCUUACGGAAAAAUCACGUGGCAGUGAUAUUGCUCAAGACAUAGCUCAACGAAAAGAUCUUGGUUGUACUGGGGCUAGUAAUGUGAUCACGCUCGAAUCAACUGGCAACUCGGAGAGGCACAAAGAAUUUUGGAGGCUGCUCGCUCUUCCAGAUCUUCUCAUGAGCAGCUACAAAGGUGAGGGCGCUGGACAUCCUGAAGAAGAUUCUGUCUAUGAAGUGGCAAUGAGUGAGACUUACAUGGUCUAUCGCCUCUCUGCUGAAAAACUGGUUCCUGUCGAACAAUAUUGGGGCCGGAUACCAAAAGUUGCUAUUCUUAACCCUUCUCAGGUCCUUGUGUUUGAUUUCCGUUCAGAAGUAUAUAUCUGGUCUGGUAAAAAUGCAGAUAUGGCAGAGAAACGAAUCGGCACAAGACUCGCUCAUGAAUUGUUCAAAGGAGGCUAUAAUUCUUGUUGGUAUCCAACUGGCAUCAGUUGGUUAGAUGAAGAAAUGAGUAAGAAGGAGAGGCCGGAAUGGUCUAUCCUACGUCGUAUCACCCAACAUAUGGAACCUGUUAUAUUUAGGGAGAAAUUUUUAGACUGGCCUGACUUUUCUAAGAUAAUACAAGCAAAGCAGAUCAAACCUGACAAUGAUUCUAAGGCUGAUGGAAGCGUGGAAAUACGACCUUGUGACAUAAAAGAGAUGAUCGAUUGGGAACCACCAGAACCUGAUCUAAUUCUCGAAGGGACACAUCUCGGGAGAGGAAAAUCCUAUUAUGAUGAAGAGACCCGAAGGCUAUUUGAAGUAAAGACCCUGACUGUUGACAUAUGGCAUAUCCAUGACUAUUCUAGGACUCCAUUGGACAGGCCGAGCUAUGGUCAUUUUCACAGAGGAGAUUCGUAUAUCAUUAGAUGGAAUUAUUCCAUCACAGUAACAGGUCGUGAACUGAGUGGGGAACCUUCAAAACAUGGUUCAACAGGCCGUGAACGAAUCGCCUAUCUUACCUGGCAUGGAAGCGAUUCACCUAGUCUGGAGCAAGGGGCAGCAGCCUUGCACACUGUUGAUUUGGACUCGGAAGCGGCUACGCAACUAGUCGUCAGUUGUGGUCGUGAGCCCCCGGUAUUUCUCACUUUACUUUCAUCACCGAUUGUAGUUCACUUCAACUCAAGGGCAAGUCUUUCAAAAGAUUCAAGAAAAAAGAAAUGUUGUUCAAAGAAUGUAACACUGUUAAAAGAAUGGUUUGAUCAACAAGGAAAAGUUUUUGAUUACACAAGUACAAUAAAGAGAAAUCCCUUUCCUGUGUUACAAGUCCCAAUGGAACAAGAUAUUGCCAACACCAGACUGUACAUAGUUACUGGAGAGGACGAAGAUGAAACUCGGCUGGAUGAGGUUGAGGCAAGUGAGAAGUCGCUGCGGUCCAACGCUUCCCUGUGGUUGGUUCGACCAGCGCUGGGUUCGAGUUACCUUUGGUACGGCUGCUGUUGUACUUUCAAACUUCAGGCUGCCAAAGCUGUCAAGAGGAUAGCAUCUUCGCCUCCACCAGAGCUUGGCGCAUCAGUAUCAUCUAUAAAAGUUAAUGAGAUAGAAGAAGGAGAUGAACCAGACCAAUUUCUCGGUGGCUCAGACAACAUUAGGCGCAGCAGUUAUAAUUCCCAGCUGAUGACACCUUCACUGACAUCUGAGCGACAGGCUCGGCUGUACCAUCUGACCUCACUGACAGGCGAACUGACUGCGAUUGGAGUACCAUCACUUAGGACGAGGUCUAACAAAAUGGUCACAGCAUUUCCCUACCUUCAGGACGACCUAUACUCUGCUAGCCAGCCAGCUGUAUUUAUCCUGGAGAGCAGUAGCAGAGUGUGGGUGUGGACUGGGUGGUCACCAGCGGACGCCGAUGAGCGAGGCUCGCAUAUGGUGAGGCACCAAGCUGAGAAGAAGGCAGCACACACCGUAGCCCUCGGCUUCGCUAGGGCCGUUAAUCUAAACCCUGCGGAUGUGGUCACUGUGGUAGCUGGGCUAGAACCACCAGCUUUUACAUCUCUCUUUCCCACGUGGUCUCUGAAUGAAGAGGCCAGAGCAGCCAGUUUAGAGGAUGGCUGGAGCGAUGGCGAGAUGAGGAACACGCAGGAGGAGCUGGCUGCUCUGAUGCGGGAGAGCUACCCCCUUCACACCCUGACCAGCAACCCGCUCCCUGCUGGGGUAGACCCAACCAGGCUUGAACUCUACCUUGAUUCCUCAGAUUUUAAGGAAGUGUUUGGGAUGGAAAAGGAAGAGUUCUCAGAGCUGCCAGCAUGGAAGCAGGUGAAGUUGAAGAAGGCAGUGAACCUCUUUUGA